CGCGAGCUCCAGAUGCCAAUGGAGUGGGCACCGCGCUGUCAUAUGGUACUGUCGCCGAUGCUCGAGACAGGGCUGAGGCUUGAGGAGGCUUUGAGACUCAACGGAGGCAACUGUGACGUGAUUUUGCAAUCACAACCGAACCACGACUUGGAAUAACCCAGCUGUGCGUUUGCACCUUUUGCCUUGUGAGCGACGCCGAAUGCACAGGAACAAUGGGAAUGGUCAGAGGUUGCGAUGAGGACGCCAAAUGCCAUGCCGCACACAUGUCCUCCCUAACAUACGAAUCCAGGCUCAAGGCAGGUUAUUGAUUAUGCUUGCGGUGUUCCGGGGUCCGACCGGGUGCCAGACAUUUCAGCAGCAGCCGAGAGUGCAGCGAGGUGGAUGCUGCACGGAGACGCGCCCCCUGAAUCCCUAAACUGAGUUUUGUGGACUGCUUGAGAGUGUGUGUGUGUAUGUGUGUGUGAGGGAGAGAGUGAAAGUGUGUGUGUUUGCACUUCCACAUGGCCUCCAUGCAGGACGGGGUGAACUUCUCUGCUCAUCCCUAUGGCAAAGUACUGCUGCUUGGGGCCAUCGCCGCCGCAUCAGCCUUUGUUGUCACUAUCCUCAUCGUUGUGCUAUGUGUGGGCUGCCAGAGGAAGGGGAAAAUGCACAAUGGCCCUGGGGAGGAGAGAAAACACAGACUCAUGGACAUGAGUAUACUGCGGCAGUCCAAGCUGCGCUCCAUCAGUAAGUCAGACACCAAGCUUCAUGAGAUGAACAGACUCAACUGCAAUGGCAAGAAAUCUUCUAAGAAGAACCGUCCCGCCAGCAUGGAUCUGCUCCUUCUCCCAAGCCGUCGCUCAAAUUCUGACCUGCGUUCUCAGGGCCGCCAGCUGCCUCAGAUCCCCUCCGGUGAGGACGGGGAACACACGUAUGCUGAGGUGGGCCGCCGCUCCUCACCCACACGUGGUUCUGAGGAUGCCCGCUAUGGAGUCGGAGGUAGAGCAGGUGAGACGGACACUCCCGCCCCACCGGCAGUCCCUGCUAAUACCCCAGCUCCUCCUGAUCCUGAUGAGAACUGCAUGGAAGGUGGGAUCCAAGAGGCAGAGACAAUCCCCCAGGUGGUAAACACACCACCUCAACCCCAGGAGACAGUGGAAUAUGCCUGCAUCAGAAAGGUCCGGAGAGUGGACAAAGCAGCCCAGAAGAGGGACAAUGGGACGGAGACAGAGGAGGGGCUCGGACAAGAGCAACGACACAGCAGUGGGGAUAUUCGGAAUGCCCCUCCCACUCAUCCAGCCCCGCCUCCAUCUCACCCACACAGUCAGAAGAUACCUCGAAAAAAUGUGGAGGCCUUCAACCUUCCCUCUUUCCCUAAGGAGGCAGUGUUUAUGGGAAAUGGAGAGCAAUACAUAUGGAAACCUCCGGAAGACGAUGAAAUCAUAUUCCAGCACAAACAGAUAGGUAUUCUGGGCUCUCACACUGGAGAGAACAUGGCAGCACCGGCAGCAGGGAUCACAGAGAUGUAUUCCAAAGUCUGCAAACCAGGCAAAAAGAAGCGAGGCAUGCCUGGCUCGCCCACAGCCGCAAGGGACAUCAGCGGCUUUAGGACCUUGGCGCGGGGUGAUCGCGGUGAGCGUGACGGGGGUUUCAGCGUGGUAGUCAAACCCCAGACCUGGGCCCCGCAGGAGGGCAAAGGCUCGAGAGUGCCUCCUGGCUGCAUGGAGGACCACUGCUAUGAAGCCAUCAGCACAGAGGAGACAGACCUGGCUUACGAGACCAUGGAGGGUGGGGGAGGCUGGAGGCGUGACAGACCUCCACCCAAUGCCAGUGCCACCUUGCGACCCAAGAGGAAGAGGCCCCAGCAGCCUCUGCAACAACCGCCUCCACCCCCUCCACCCCCCCAGCAGACCCCCAAACUGCAGCAUCUCCCAGCCAAAGCCCUGCUGGUUCCUGGGGAGAGCUUGUACGAGAGCAUCCCCGACCUGAAGCAGGGCUCGGCCACCUCCAGCACAACCACCAUCUUUACCUUCAAUGACGGCAUGGAGAUGUAUGUCACUGGCCUGUAGGGGGAGCUUUGGGGAACUUUUCUCAUUGAAAAGAAACAGAGCUUGAAUCUUAAAUGGGGAUAGUGUCAUAACAAAUGGAAUACACGCAAUGCACCACUGCUAUAUAUUUUACAUGGGUUCCAAGUAUUAGUUAAGCAUUACUUGAGUUUUGUAAGACUAGUUAAAGGUCAGUAUUCUGGCAGCACAAAAAUGAUAGAAUGCUUACAUGAAAAUCCGACUAAAUGAUAUCAGUUAAUCACAUGCCUACGUCACGAAGAUGAAAAGUAGUAUUCAGAAUCCUUAACCAGCCACAACAUAUCACCACAGACAACAUAUCACAACAGACAGUAGCAUCAGUGGGGAGUCCUGUAUAGGAAUAUUAUGAAAUCCUUGUUUUUUCGUCAUUGCAUGCUUUAGUUUUUGACAAAGUGACCAUCGGAUAUAUCAAGCGUAUAUUUGAUGCCUAGAAAAUCCCAAAGGAGAAAAAAAUAUGAGCACAAGUCUAUUACAAAAAAAAAAAAAAAAAAAAUAUGUUUGAAGCACAGAUUUUAAUUCCAUUCCUGCGGUUCUCUGCGAGGAGAAAAUUGUAUUUUGAUUUGAUAGUGUUAGCAAAGCAACGUCCCCUAUUUCAAAAAUGAGCUUUCAAGAAGUGGAACUUAUUAUGAAGCCCAUUAAAAAGCUAUUGCCAAGCAAAAUAUGAUAUAUUGACAAAAAGCCCAUAUUUAAUGUGUUCAUAGAUAAGUGGAUCCUAUUUAUCUAUUAUCUAUAAGAUUUAGAAAAUACAUGGCCCUAUUUUUGUAAUGUCAAAGCCUCUAUUUCUGUAAAAAAGGAAUCAAUCAAACGUUCUAAUUUGAUGGGUCAAGCAGUUCUAGUAAAUAAGGGAAGUAUAUUCUUAUGAAGCACAAGUGUAGCAUGCUUAGCAUGUUGUUUGUCAAAGACAGUCCCCUUAUGAAAUUAAAAUAGCAAAUUUAAAAUUAGUUCAUAUUUAUAGAUGGUUAAAUAUCAAAAAAGAAAGAUUACAGAAAGUAUUAGCAAAAGCUCAGGGACUGUGAAAAGCUGAUUAAAUAACUGUGCACAAAAAUGUUAUGACAUUUGACCGGAGACCCCAAUGUCUUUUCGUGUUAUUUUAUGUUUUGGUCAUAACAUCAAUUCAAACUUUCACGACCACAGCACUUUGAUGCAGUAAAAGUAAGUGUUUUUUCUUUGUCAAUACUCUUUAUGCACUUUGCCUGACAAAAAAAAGAUGCAUGCUUUCAAGAAAAAGAUACCCUUGCAAAAGGGCAAAAAAGAAAAGAAAAAAAGAGAAAAACUAGCACUGUUGUGUGGUAUCAGAGAAUGGUUAAUUUCUUGCUGUUGUCGGUGGUUUGUUUGAUUUCUAUGCCUUUUUCUUCACCUAAGAAAGAGCACAAAGUGAUUCGCUACAAAACGGGGAGACCAAUGAGGACUCAUGGACUCUCUAUUCUUAGAAAAUAUAACAUAAUUGGUGAGAAGAAAUGUAUCACAGACAUUCCCUUUACCCUCUGUCAUUACAGUUGCAAAUAGGAGAUCCAGGUGUCACACCUAUUCUUUAAAUAAAGAGGGUGCUGGUGGAUGAAAAUAAGGUAGAAUCAAAAUACAUUUAAUUGUGGCAAAAAUCUCCUGUGUGUUAUAUGGAUAUAGGUGGAGAUUAAACAAUUGGCACAAUGACUGAGCAAUUUGAAUUUGUGUAUGAUGCCCUGUAAUGAGUUUACUGGCGGGUUGGAUCAAAGUGUUUUGAGGUUUUUGAUAAGACAGUGACAAGUUUCACCAGUGGACAAUGUUAAACAAUAUUUGAUCUAUAGCACAUCUCCAUGGACUACAGCUGCUCUCUCUUGGUGUUUUAGAAUCUGAUACUAAUGCGAUCUGGAUUAAAUUAUCCCAAAUGGCUCGAGCACAUAUAAAGGGGCUCAGGUCAACCAGAUAUAAUCAAACUGCUUCUCUGAAUCAAGCCCUGAGUUGCUAUCAAAUGUCAGUGCAGUGUUGUAAAUGUAAAUAUGCUACAAACAAGUGAAGAAGAAAAUGCAGAAAAGAUGGGGAGGGAAUUUGCUAUUGGUGUUCCUGAAAGUAUUUGUUUCAUUCUGAUUGUCCUUUUGGAAUGAUUUUUUCCCUGGUGAAAAAUGAUUUUGGCAGUAUCUCUGUGAGUUUUGGUUAUGUGCUUUGGGAUUCUUUUUUUAUUUUUCUCAUCAUUUUAGCUAUACUGUGUAUCUCAAAGACCAGUUGAGUUUAGUGUGGCAGCUAAUGUUGUGCGUUUGCUUAUCAAACAACAGGGUGGUGUGUAUUAAAGCUGUGUAAUUAAGUACUAAUGUGCAAAAGAUUGUAAUGUUUUUUAUAUCAAAAUGACUAUUCAUAAAAAUGUCGGGUCAAGUUUAUACUUUUUUAAUAAAGUAGCA
Myxocyprinus asiaticus (Chinese sucker) is the source of this 4435-nucleotide messenger RNA. RefSeq lists its product as uncharacterized. Lineage: Eukaryota; Metazoa; Chordata; Actinopteri; Cypriniformes; Catostomidae. Gene Ontology annotation, biological process: negative regulation of T cell activation; intracellular signal transduction; T cell receptor signaling pathway. Bases 501 to 2048 code for a protein of 515 amino acids. Gene Ontology annotation, cellular component: membrane raft; plasma membrane. The record is from RefSeq and is a predicted model, not a curated record. The transcript is spliced from 7 exons.